GUCUGUCUGCUCGACGAUGAGUAUCGCGUCGUCGACGACGUCGGCCGCAACCAUGAGCACACAGGGGCCGACGGGGAGCGGUAGCACUGCUCAUCACACGAGCAUCAGCUCCACGUCUUCCGCUCCCGUUGCGCCUGUGCUAGAGCCGCCGGCAAUUUUUGCGACUGUGGCACCUGGCAUAUACCGAUGCUCCUCGUCCUCGCUCACCGCUGGCCUUCCUCCUGCGCCCAAGGAGUGGGUCCCUCCGUCCUCUUCUCACUCCAACAAUGGCAACGGAAAUGGGGAUGGCAGCAAUGGCAACGGCAAUGGCAACGGUGCCCACGACCGCAGCUCAGAGGCCGACGAGGUCAGGUCAAUUUCUUCCUCCUUCUUCGCUUAUCAGCCAAACUCUCUUCCGGCAUCGUCGACGACGGCACCCACCUUGCCUCUCGAAACCUUUCUUUCGACACUCAGACUCAGAACAAUCCUUCUCUUAGCACCAGAACGGCGGCCGCCAGCGCUAGCAGCCUGGUGCCAAGCGCGCCAUAUCCGACUCGUCCAUCUUGGCCUCGGUGCCUUGGCCGACGAGGGAGCGAGCGUAGGCUCCAACAUCAACUGUUCGGGCAUGGAUCUAUACGGGAAUGCAGCUUCCAGUAUCAUGAGCCUGGAACGGAUCGUCAAGGACUCGCUUGAGCUUUUGCUUGAUGUAUCCUCAUUGCCCUGCCUCGUCUGCGAUGCCACUGGCGUGAGCGAAGCCGGUGUCGUCGUGGGCUGCCUCCGCAGAAUGCAACGUCGCAACUUUGCCAGCAUCCGUCUCGAAUAUCGAAACUUUGCUGCUAGCCGCUCGCGUUCGUCGCACGAACGCUUCAUCGAGAGCUUCGACACAGAUUUGAUCUCCUUGCCCAGGGCUGAUCGACUUCCGGACUGGUUUGCCCUGCAACUGGCCGAUGACGACGAGGAAGAAGAGGAAGCAACAGCAGCAGCGCUUCUGCUGGCAGCUUCUGCCUGAUGUAAUAGUGAGAUCUCCUUCAGCAUUUGUAACAGUAGUUCCGCCAUGCAUCCCACGACCACAGCCCCGGAUUUGAAGGAUCAAGCUUGUUCUCUUGUGUAUAUUUUGGUCUAUAUGCUAC
Messenger RNA from Acaromyces ingoldii, 1109 nucleotides. RefSeq lists its product as hypothetical. Gene Ontology annotation, molecular function: phosphatase activity. The record is from RefSeq and is a predicted model, not a curated record. Lineage: Eukaryota; Fungi; Basidiomycota; Exobasidiomycetes; Exobasidiales; Cryptobasidiaceae. Bases 17 to 988 code for a protein of 323 amino acids. The transcript is spliced from 2 exons.